CCGGGCCGCCGCCAGGACGCAAAAGGCGUGGUCUGCGCAGGCCCCAGGCCCAGCCCCCCGCCAAUGGCCUGCUGCGCCGGCUCCGGGUUCUCCAGGUCCAGCCUCCCCUCUCCAACACAGGGCUGUGCGCAUGCGCCUGGAAAGGAGAGGAGAUAUGGAGAACUGUUUGGCGGCCGCGGCGCUGAACGGGGUGGACCGACGUGCCCUGCAGCGCACGGCUAGGCUGGGUCAAGAAGUGCUGGAGCGGGCCAAGAGGAGGGCGGUGGACUGGCAUUCGCGGGAGCUCCCCCAAAGCAGCGUGGGGGUCACUUCCCGAGAACAGCCUGACAGAGAAAGACGGCCAGCAGCCGACCCCCAGCGCCUUCUCCCGGGAGAGAGAGAAGAAAGACAACCAACCCUCAGUGCUUCCUUCAGAACAAUGGCAGAAUUCAUGGACUAUACUUCAAGUCAGUGUGGGAAAUAUUAUUCAUCUGUACUGGAGGAUGGAGGGGCAGCCCAUGUCUCUCGUUAUCACAGAAGGAAGUCGGAACUGCAUUUGUGCUGUGACAGGAGGAAUGGUCAGAGAAAAGACACCUCUCUUGGUCUUGGAGUCAUCUCUCACGAAUCAGAGUGUGCUCUAGAGGCCUCUCAGCAGCCUUGUUGCCGUCUGCCAUCAGAACUGAGACCCCUCCUCUGGCCGCACAUCUACCCACUUCCCAGCCAUGUGUUGAAUCUGUCCUUGGAAGAUGGUCUGUGUUCGGCACAGCUCUAAACACAACUCUUUCCGUUGACUCCAGUUUCCCGUGCUUUGUACUAUGGGACAACCAAUCCUCCGGGGGAGGCUUUGGCCAGCCAGCCGCCUUGCUGCAUGACGGAAUGGGACCUACUCUAGUGUGCUCCACUUUCAGAGAAGAGAAUAGUUCAUCUUCCUCCUGAGUUAGCAAAGCACAGUUAAAAAGGGUCUCGUUUUUCCAUGGUGCCUUGUCAUUACUGCUAAUCUGUGCUAACAGGUGCCACUGUCUGUUUUUGAUCCCCAACACGAUGAUUGGAGUGUCCCAUUUAUGACCCUUCAUGUUCUUGUAACAUUCUAGCGCUUACAAAGUGUUUUCACAUACAUGCUGUGAGGUAGGUAUCACAGUUUUAGAAAUAAGGGAACAGGCACAAGGUAACAGGCACAAGGCACAGACUUACCUAAAUGACAUUCCUGUUGUCUUCCCAGGCUGACUUGAAAGCAGGACCUCCAUGUCCCACAUCAGUGCUUUGUUCCACUGUACUUCUGGCACAUAGGGGUCACCUUGCUGGAGGUGCCCUGAUGGCACUGUGAUAGAAAAUCUCUAAACCGCUAAUACAUGCUUUUUC
This is a messenger RNA of Prionailurus viverrinus (fishing cat), 1338 nucleotides long. RefSeq names its product A-kinase interacting protein 1 (gene AKIP1). Gene Ontology annotation, cellular component: nucleoplasm. The record is from RefSeq and is a predicted model, not a curated record. Bases 131 to 751 code for a protein of 206 amino acids. NCBI's taxonomy places the organism in Eukaryota, Metazoa, Chordata, Mammalia, Carnivora, Felidae. Gene Ontology annotation, biological process: regulation of non-canonical NF-kappaB signal transduction. The transcript is spliced from 6 exons.